This is a messenger RNA of Guillardia theta CCMP2712, 2484 nucleotides long. RefSeq lists its product as hypothetical. The record is from RefSeq and is a predicted model, not a curated record. NCBI's taxonomy places the organism in Eukaryota, Cryptophyceae, Pyrenomonadales, Geminigeraceae. The coding region runs from base 1 to 2484 and encodes 827 amino acids. The transcript has 10 exons.
AUGGCAGAGCAUGGGCAUGAAGGCGUGAUGGAAAGGAGGGAGGAGAGGAAGGAGGGGAUAGAGGAGGAGAACGGAAGCGAGUCGACUGGAGAGACCAGCGAGAAGAAGGGGCAGGAGAAGAAUGGGCAGGAGGAGGCGCCUGAAGGGGACUCCCAGAAGGAAGAGCGAUUACUUUUGGCUCAGGAGGAAGGGGAUGCGUAUGUGAAAGACUAUCACGAGCGGGUUGAACAUGCGAAUGAGGGGGGACUGGCGGUGGAGGACAUGUUAGACAUGAGAGGGGGGAUGGGAUUGGAGGAUUUGCCAGGAGAAGGUGGAGUCAGAGAGGGAGGAAGCUCGUUGAAGGGAGACGGGUUACAAGUGGAAACUGGAUUCGACAAUGCUGGGGCUCGAGAGGAGGAGAGGACUGAUUGCAACGAUGAUGUUGAGCAAGCUCAAAUUAUCGAAGCGGGAAGCAACGACGAGGAGAAAGAGUGUGUAUCCGGAUCUGUCGACCAACAUUCUGGAAGCAGCGUCACCUACGAUAAUGCUCUACAGCGAUCAGAACAAGUCAAAGAAGGGGAAACCCUGCCUGAUGCUCGUGCAGAUGUGAGCUCUGUGCAGCUGAUUGAUUUCGGAGAUGAUUUGCAGAGCAAUACUGUUGAGAAUGCAAACGCCCAACCUUUGCAGGGGUCGUCAAACUCGUGGCUGGGUGACAAUUUUCACUCGGCGUCAGAUAGAAUCGUGUCUAGAGCAGAUGGAGACAUGCCUGAAAAGAUAGAUCAGAGAGUGUUGGACGUCUUUGAUGAGUUGGAUCCUAACAGCAGGACGCUAUGGAGGCAGGAGGGGGAUGUAGAUGUUUCGAACAUGAGCUUUCAAUCUGCCUUGGAAGAAUCAGACAGGAUAGAGGCUCAAGCUCUGCAGGAGGCGAAGGAGAGAUCGAAGAUGAUGCAGAAAAGGCUGGAAGAGGAGAAUGCUACCUUGCUGGAGUUGGAACAGAAGAUGGAUCUGAUCCACAAGAGACGGAAUGAGCUGGAAGCAAAACUUUCACAGGAGCAGCAGUUGACCCAAGGCUUGGAGGAGGAGUUGGAGGAGAGGAGGAAGGAGAAUGAAAGUCUGAGAUCUCUCAUAGCAACCUCGUCUGCGGAGAAUGAUCUGAUUGACUCAAGGCUGGAUGAUCUGCUGACGAUGAAGAAAUCGAAGCUGUCGGAAGUGACCCGGCAGGAGGCAGAGCUGGCAGACCUCGAACAAAACGUCAAGGCGCUCAAUGACAAGAUCCAGAACAUGAGGGUUCUAUCGGACAAGCUUGCCCUACUGCAAGAACAGGGUGCUGAACUGGACCAGGAUGAAGAGACUUUAACGAGGAAGGAGGAUGGAGAAUCUACCAAGUUCCUCGCUCCCACCAGCAUCGAGCAAGAAGGCAACUGUUUUCAGAGGGACAGCAACGAGUUUGCACAGAUGCUGCCCGUGAUACCCGAGACUUCGCUGGAGGAUGAGACAGACUCCCCAGAGAAAUAUCAUCCUGCUGAUGAGGAGAGUACAAUACUCAAGGAGGAGCAGGAGCAGGAGCAGGAGCAGGAGCAGGAGCAGGAGCAGGAGCAGGAGCAGGAGCAGGAGCAGGAGCAGGAGCAGGAGCAGGAGCAGGAGCAGGAGCAGGAGCAGGAGCAGGAGCAGGAGCAGGAGCAGGAGCAGGAGCAGGAGCAGGAGUUGCAACACUUGCACAAUGUCCCCGAGGAACACUCGAGAGAGAAGGAGCGAGCCAAAGAUGUUCGAGGACAAGACAUGGUCGACAAGAAGUCAUAUGAUGUCUUGCGGGAGGAGCUGGAGUGGCUACGAGUCCAAAUGGACCGGAGGAUAAAUGUCGAGUCGAAACUGCGCGAUCAGCUCUUCACAGCCGAGCUGCAGAGAGACGCUGCGAUAGUGAAGUUCCACAUGGAGGGGGAGAGGAUGUGCAAGAGGAUUGAGGAGCUGGAGGGGGAUGGGUCGAUGAGGAGGAGGGGCAACAGAGCGAGGUUUUCGGACCUGUUCCGUCGUGGACCCAACAGUUCUGCCUUGGAUUCGAAGGAGUCCUUGAGCAAUGAGCUCUCCCUCUCUUCCUUGCCUCCCCUUCUUGCCCGUGCGCUUGACCAGUUCGAGGAGCUCAAGACCGACUUGGCAGAGAUCGACAUCGAGGACAUGCUGCGCGUGCAGAUCGAGAAGCUGAGGCUGGAGUGUGAGGAGUGGCAGUCAGACUACGAGUCGCUCUUCAAUGAGAGGAAGGAGCUGCAGGCGACGCUCGCCUGUGUCAUGAAGGACCAGGGCGCGUCCAGGGGGGAUGGGACAAAGUCGUUGGAUCCUCAGACUGCCGCUGAGUUCAGGAGCCGAGUCGAGUGUCUGUCCGACAUCCUCCUCGCUCUUGAGACCGUGAUGUCUGGUCUCUGCAAGGACCUCAACCAUCGCUUUGCUCCCCGGGUGUCGCCCAGCCCUCUGCUCCCGGAAGAGAAGGAGGAGGUGGCGAGCGAGUCGUAA